AUGACAAAAUCAUCCAGUUGUGCUGCUGUUGCUAUGUUCACAGGUAAGGCAAACUGCCCUUACUAUGCCAAAGCUGAACUCCUGGCUGACUAUCUCCAGACUAACUUGCCCAACUUCAGGGUUCACAAGAUCACUCAGCACCCUGACAAGUGGGAGCAGUGGCUUCAUGACAUUUGUGAAACAAAUGGAUGGCAACACAGCCAGUCUCCUAUCAUUUGGAGAGAACUGUUGGACCGUGGAGGGAAGGGUCAGCUUCUGGGAGGACUUAAUGAUUUUCUGGAAUAUGCUCAGCAAUAUUACGGCAUCACUUCAAUGAUGCUGAGUGAGGAAAUGUUGGACAUUGCUGAGGAGAACCUGCAGGCACAUCUUGAAAUUGUAAAAGAGGAUGAAGAGAUUAAAAGUCUUAUCCAUCCUAUGCAGAUCUGGAUUACCAGUGCAUCAGUUCCAAUCUGUUAUCAUCUGAUCCCACUGUUGGCAAAUGGAGAAGUGUUUGGGAUGACCACAGAAAUCAGUAUCCAUUUGCUUGACAAUGAGAAGUUUAAGGAAAUUCUUCGCAGUAUUGUAAUGGAAGCUGAAGACAUGGCAUUCCCACUUCUCCGCAGUAUUUCAGAGCACACAAAAAUAGAUGAGGCUUUUACUGAUGCUGAUAUUAUCAUUGUUCUUGAUGAUGUCCUCUUAAACCUUGAAGUCAAAUCCAUUGAGAGCUACAUCAGAGAAGUGAGUGAGAUCUGCCAGGUGUAUGCUCCCUUGAUUGAGAAGAAUGCCAAGAGUGAGGUCAAAGUCAUUUCAUCAGGAAAAACCUUUGCAAACCUUAAGGCAACAAUGUUAAGGACAUAUGGCCCAUCCAUUAGGCCUGAAAAUAUCAUUGCCAUUUCAACAUCCUGGGAAAGUGCAGCUAAAGCCAUGCUGGCCAGGAAGCUGAAUAUGAACACAGAAGGAGUUAAAGAUGUGAUUGUUUGGGGCAAUAUUACUGGGUCUAACUGCAUUGAUUUGUCACAUGCAAAACUUUAUGGAUAUGACUGUGCUAUUUGGGGCCCUCCUAAUUUUCAACGUCCUUUGUUGAAUAUGAUUUAUGAUAGCGAAUGGCUCCAUUCAGAAGUCCUGUGUGCACGGAGUACGCUGAGUUCCCGGGUGUCCCGUUGCAUAGGAAUGUUACCUGCUCAUGCAAUAGCCACGGUACUGCGGUACUGGUACCAUGGCUCUCCUUCUGGGGAGAUCAUUUCUGUGGGAAUACUUAGUGAAGGUCAGUUUUGCAUUCCUGAAGGAAUUAUCUUCUCUAUGCCAGUGAGGCUCCAGAAUGGUAACUGGGAAGUCAUGACAGAAUUAGAAAUUAAUGAAACGACCCAAAAAGCUCUAGGACGCUUAUCCCACGAGCUGGUUCAGGAAAAGCUCGUUGCACUAAAGGAAAUAAACGAAAUGCAUCCAUAUGAAGCAGAAUAAAAUCUCCACAUCUUCUCCCAAGUGUUUCUUUGCUGCUUUUCCCAUUAUUUUUUCAAGUUCUCUGUCCUCAUUCACCAAAAUAAGAACAG
Messenger RNA from Pyrgilauda ruficollis (rufous-necked snowfinch), 1529 nucleotides. RefSeq names its product malate dehydrogenase 1B (gene MDH1B). The coding region runs from base 1 to 1440 and encodes 479 amino acids. NCBI's taxonomy places the organism in Eukaryota, Metazoa, Chordata, Aves, Passeriformes, Passeridae. The transcript has 8 exons. Gene Ontology annotation, biological process: tricarboxylic acid cycle; oxaloacetate metabolic process; malate metabolic process. The record is from RefSeq and is a predicted model, not a curated record. Gene Ontology annotation, molecular function: L-malate dehydrogenase (NAD+) activity.